UGAGUAGAAUCGUUCAAAGCUUAGUGCACUGGCUAUCCACCUGCGCAGUCGAUCGUGCACGGGUAACAACGGAACAUGCAAUGUAAGGUUAAUUACUGCGUGCAGCAGUCCUGACCACUCACGUUGGCCUCUGCCCACUGUCCGUCCCCUCUCGCUACCGUGAGAUGAGAUGCCUCUAAACUCAUUCCUGGCCCUUUCUUACGGCACCAAUAACGCUCUGGAAAAGGAGAGAAGGAUGGGAUGGGGAAACCAACUAGCGGUCGUGGCCGCCGUGCUGGAGACAGUGAUUUCACGCCGAAUUUCCCCUCCGCACGCGCCUGUCCAAUCGACUCCGUCCGAGUCUGUCCGGAGGAAAGCGACGGGCUCGGGCUGAAUUCGGCUGUGGUUGGCGUGCUGGAGAGACGAC
This is a messenger RNA of Aspergillus vadensis CBS 113365, 406 nucleotides long. RefSeq lists its product as uncharacterized. The record is from RefSeq and is a predicted model, not a curated record. NCBI's taxonomy places the organism in Eukaryota, Fungi, Ascomycota, Eurotiomycetes, Eurotiales, Aspergillaceae. The transcript has a single exon. The coding region runs from base 170 to 373 and encodes 67 amino acids.